CAAGGCUUAGGGUGAGCUUCCACGGAUCAGAGACACAGAAAGUAGCUGGAGGCAGAGCUGUCCGGGCUCAUGAAUGGAGAUUUUGCAGCUGUAAAGAUGGCUUCUUCCACCUGUCCCAUGGACCCCAUCAACAGCCUGGAGCUCCUGGAUCUCCUGUUCGAUCGGCAGGAUGGAAUUCUGAGACAUGUCGAUAUGGGCAAGGACUGGUGCCAUGCUGGAGACCAGCAGGUCCUGCCAGCCCCGGACUCUGAUGAUUUCCUCAGCUGUAUCUUGGGUUCUGGAGACUCAGUGCCCAGCUCUCCUCUCUGGUCUCCUGCGGACAGUGACAGCGGCAUCUCUGAAGACCUGCCCUCCGAUCCCCAGGAUACCCCUCCACACAAUGGACCUGCCGCCACCCUGACCGGCUGCCAUUUCUCAGAGUCUGGCAAGGGGCUCUGCCCCUCCUACCAUCCUGCCCCCCACAGCCCCCUCAAGCCCCUUGUUGGGCCAGUGGCCCAAGUGCUCGAGGCCUCCGUGGCCAUAGACCUAGAAAUGUGGAACCCGGGCCUCUAUCCUGAGGAGCAGGCUGAACUGGCAGUCUCGCCCCCAAGCGGCAACCUCACGGUGAAAGACCUCCUCCUCUCCGGCAGUGGUGGGGACCUGCAACAGCAUCAUCUGGCAGCUCCCCACCUAUUGAGACCUGGAACUGGGCAUUGCCAGGAGCUGGUGCUGACAGAGGAUGAGAAGAAACUGUUGGCCAAAGAAGGCAUCACACUGCCCACCCAGCUGCCCCUCACCAAGUAUGAGGAGCGAGUGCUGAAAAAAAUCCGCAGGAAAAUCCGGAACAAACAGUCGGCCCAAGAAAGCCGGAAAAAGAAGAAGGAAUAUAUUGAUGGCCUGGAAACUCGGAUGUCAACCUGCACUGCCCAGAACCAGGAGCUUCAGAGGAAAGUCUUGCAUCUUGAGAAGCAGAACCGGUCCCUCUUGGAGCAGCUGAAGAAACUUCAGGCCAUUGUAGUCCAGUCCACCAGCAAGUCAGCCCAGGCAGGCACCUGCAUAGCGGUCCUGCUUCUCUCUUUCGCUCUCAUCGUCCUCCCCUCCAUCAGCCCUUUUGCUCCCAACAAAGCUGAGAGCCCCGGAGACUUCACACCUGUGCGAGUUUUCUCCAGAACUUUGCACAACGAUGCUGCUUCCCGUGUGGCCCCCGAUACCACACCAGGUUCCGAGGACCCAGGACCUCAGCCAGAGGUGGGCGCACCCCAGGGAGGGUCUCCAGGCAGCCCCAGGGUGCACUGGAAGUCCCGGGACAUGCUAGCUCUGGACAACUCGAUGGAAGAGCUAAACAAGUCGACCCUGGUCCAAGGCAACUGGACAGAGGAGCUGAGCCGGGCCACCCUGCUGGACUGGGCCUCGCCUGAGCCAGCACUCAGCCCAGGCCGAGUUGGGCUAGAGACCGUGGGGGAGGAACUGUGAGCACCACCUGGACAUGACCCCAGUCCCCCUCUCCCCAAGGGCACUGUGGUGGGUGCUACAGUGGAGAGGCAGGGGAUUGGAGGUGAGGCAGAGACCUCUGUGGAGAUGCCAGGACGGAGAUGCACAAACUACAGCUACACACCUAGGGACCCAGACACAGGAGCAGAAACUGACACUCAGACACCGGGCAACCAUAAGGCCACAAAACCUGAGAAAUACACACACAGACCCAGGCACAGAAGGCAACAGGCAGAUACAUACAGAGUGAUCCACAGACCCAGACAGACAGAAAACACACAUGCCUCAACAAUUGCCCUGCCUGGGACUCCUCCCUGUCCCUUUACACACAGGGUGUAGGAAGCAGCUGAGACUGCAAGGACCCUGGCCCCUAAGCACUGGCUGAGCUCUGAACUUCAGGAUGGCCAUGGCCCACAGCCACCACCCACCUCCUCUAAGACUGGGGUGGUCCUUAAUAAAACAUUGUGACAGAACACAGCUGGUGUGUAAGCGGAAUCGGGUGCGGUUGGAGUUUGAGGCUCCCCAACCCCCAGAAGGUAGGUCUGGGCCAGCCUGGAAUGGGAGAGUGAGGUGGGG
Molecule: messenger RNA, 2046 nt
Organism: Molossus molossus (Pallas's mastiff bat)
Lineage: Eukaryota; Metazoa; Chordata; Mammalia; Chiroptera; Molossidae
Gene: CREB3L3
Product: cAMP responsive element binding protein 3 like 3
Exons: 10
Coding region: 70-1452 (460 amino acids)
Biological process (GO): regulation of transcription by RNA polymerase II
Cellular component (GO): nucleus
Molecular function (GO): DNA-binding transcription factor activity, RNA polymerase II-specific; RNA polymerase II cis-regulatory region sequence-specific DNA binding
Source: RefSeq, a predicted model, not a curated record